This is a messenger RNA of Plasmodium knowlesi strain H, 594 nucleotides long. RefSeq names its product conserved Plasmodium protein, unknown function. The coding region runs from base 1 to 594 and encodes 197 amino acids. The transcript is spliced from 2 exons. Lineage: Eukaryota; Apicomplexa; Aconoidasida; Haemosporida; Plasmodiidae. The record is from RefSeq and is a predicted model, not a curated record.
AUGGAGGAAACCUUUUUUCUUCAAAACUUUGAAAACAUCAACGAGGAAAGCAUCCCCGCCCCGCUUAUCCACCACUGCGCGGACUGCCGGGAGGUUAACUCUGCGCGGCGGAAAAUACGGGGAGGGACACAAUCGGAACAACGCCACGGAAAUGAAGGUCUAGCGGAGGAUCAAAUGGACGGCCAAUUGGCCACCCAAUCAGACCCCCCUUCCCGAAAAGACAACUACCUCUGUAUCAACGCGAACGCCUUUAAUGGAAAAUGCUACCGCAAUCAGAUCCCCAUCCUGGACGACAUUCACCUCCGCUUCACCUUGGGUGAGUCCCUGACCUACCUCCUCAACGCCUACUUGCGGAAGGGACUCAUCCAUAGGACCCUGUACAACAAAAUGGUGCACUCCUUCCAAGUGGCCAUCAUCGGAACCUUGCGCCAACUGAAGGAGUCCAGAGGAAAGAAGUGGACCAUCAAGGGAAAACUCAUCAACUUUAAAAAAGAAAAUAACAUCCAGCUUUUCUACGUGGAGAAUGCUGUCCUGUCCUUUGGAAAAUUUGUCUUACAUGUACCCCUGCUCAAAAUGAAGUCGAUUGAUUUGUAG